GAGUUACAGAAUUUUACAAAGUGGGCUGCUAAGGAUUUUUCUCAUCACUCAAACAUUUUCCGCUGAGAACUGUAAAGGAGCGGCUUUGACUAUCGCUGGGGUUACACUGGGAAAAUGAUAGGCUCUGCAUUGGUUCAAACGUGCCUUUCAGACAUACAGGCUAAUCUUUUAAUUGACCUCUUUUAAUGCGAUUCUUUCGAAAUUCUAGUAUCUAUGUACCAUGUUAUUAGUAUAUUUCUCGCUCGCCAUUUGAUAUUAGCGCGAUGUGACGGUUAGCACUUGCUUAACUAUACUGCCGAACAUUUCUAAACAUCAAGCAAUUCGAAUUAGAGGUUUUGUCAUGGCAAAAAAUUGCCCAGACGCAUCAAAGGAUGACCUUAGCAAGGUUUCUGAUGAAGAACUGCUGAGAUGGAGCAAAGAGGAGUUAGUGAGAAGGUUGAGACAGGUUGACGGAGAAAAGAUGAACUUGAUGAUCGAGCAUGGGAACAUGAUGAAAGACGUCAAUCGAAGACUGCAGGUGCACCUCCAUGAGAUCCGCAAUCUGAAAGAGGUCAAUCAAAAACUGCAGGACGACAACCAAGAGCUCCGAGAGCUGUGUUGUUUUCUGGACGACGACAGACAGAAAGGCAAAAAACUGUCGCGUGAGUGGCAACGUUUCGGCAGGUACACUGCCAGCGCCAUGUGGAAAGAAGUAGGCAUCUACCAGCAGAAGCUGAGAGAGCUGGAGGCCAACCAGGAGAGUGUAAUGCGAGAAAACACAGAACUGAAAGAAAUCAUCCUCAUGCUGGACGACGAGCGGAAUGGCGCGGGUUCGAGAAGUUCUAUUGAUAGUCAGUCCAGCCUGUCCAAUCUGAACGGGGGAACAGGUGCUGUUCGGGAUGUGGGGGACGGCAGUAGCACUUCCAGCGCAGGCAGUGCAGGUAGCCCAGAUCAUCACCACAGCCACAUACACAAAACCGUGGAAACCAAAAUGGGCAGCACCAUGAGGAGGUCAAUGGACGAUCUCUCGGCACCUCAUCAUCACAGAAGCAUCCCCAAUGGUCUCAAUGAUUCGUCCUCAAACUACAUUCGACAGCUGGAGACGAAGGUACGCAUUUUAGAGGAUGACAACAACAAGCUUCUCUCACAGCCCUGUAGCCGAUAUAGCUUAUCAAAGAUCCCAAUGAAGUGUAAUCCUGGUGACCUGCGUGCCCUGAGAAAGGGCAUGACCCUGUACCACUCUGAGUCCCAGCUGUCCUCGCUGCCCCAGCGACAGGAGGCCCUGCUCAACGGACCUGGACGACUCCCGACCAGCGAGUCUUCACCCUCGACUGGAUUCCUCUCAACGGUGCAGAAACCGGAGACUGUGGUGCAUGCCAUGAAGGUGCUGGAGGUUCAUGAAAAGCUGGAUAAGCAGCCCCCGGAGGACUAUGAGGAGGACCUCAGCGAGAAAGAGAAGGCCAUUGUCCGGGAGAUGUGCAACGUGGUGUGGCGCAAGCUGGGUGAUGCUGCUGGAUCAAAGCCGUCCAUCCGACAGCACCUCUCUGGGAAUCAGUUCAAAGGCCCUCUGUAGAGGCAGCAGCGCUCUGACAAACUGGAACGCACGCAACCCCAACCUGCCCCCCUCUGUACCUCCAUCAGCUCUCCACGCUCCCUGCUUCAAAAAAGUCACUUCACUCUCUGACACAACUGCCACAGCACCUGAAAUGACCCCACGAAUAACGGAACUUCGCUCGCUCCCCGGCCCUCCGUCCCCGGCCGACUUCGGCCGACGGGUUUCCUUUGCGCCCGCCUGUGAAGAGUUGAAGACUGGCAACUAGAUUUCACAGAUUUGCC
Messenger RNA from Chanos chanos (milkfish), 1815 nucleotides. RefSeq names its product coiled-coil domain containing 85C, b (gene ccdc85cb). The record is from RefSeq and is a predicted model, not a curated record. NCBI's taxonomy places the organism in Eukaryota, Metazoa, Chordata, Actinopteri, Gonorynchiformes, Chanidae. The coding region runs from base 341 to 1552 and encodes 403 amino acids. Gene Ontology annotation, cellular component: apical junction complex. The transcript is spliced from 7 exons.